AACCCCGCCUCCUUCACAACAGAGAGGCCUGGGAUGGAUCUAGUCUCAUGGAUCAGCCCCCUCCUGAUCCAUGAGACUAGGAUGGAUCAGAGUUCAUUAAUUAUUAAAAUGACUUCAAAUUCGAAGAGAGAUGUCCUAGGCUAUACCAUCAGACCAGCCAGUGCAGAAGACAUUCCCAGUGUCUUGUGGAUGAUUCAGCUCUUUGCUGAGCAUCAAAAUGAACCCUGUGCCUUGGAGAUCAUGAAGGUUGGCGAGAAAGAACUUCUACGUGAUGGGUUUGGGAAAGAGAAAUAUUUCCGUUUACUGGUGGCGGAGUUAAAUUCAGAUCCACAAGAAAGCACGUAUCCACCUGAUUUGCGAAGCUCAAAGAUGGUGAGGAAUGAGAGACUUGUCGGGUAUGCUCUCUACUUCUUCAACUACUCUACUUGGGAGGGACGAGUGUUAUAUCUAGAGGAUCUAUUCGUAAGACAGCAAUACAGAAAUAUUGGUCUUGGAACAGCUUUCAUAAGAGAAUGUGCCAAGGUGGCCAAGACUAAAGACCGCCGAAGAAUGGUGUGGCAGGUACUAGACAGUAACACUAAAGCCUUCGAUUUGUACGAGCGUAUUGGAGGAAAGUGUUUGCGAGAGUGGUUGACGAUUAGAAUGGACAAGAAAGGAAUGGAGAAUUUUAUCUCUAGCUCAGAAUGAUCGUGGAUUUUAUUUUAUUAUAGAGUUGCGCUUAUUCAUUUUGUUGUACAUGUACAAUCAAAGGCUUCAGUUGAACUUG
This is a messenger RNA of Halichondria panicea, 766 nucleotides long. Its product is annotated as thialysine N-epsilon-acetyltransferase-like. Lineage: Eukaryota; Metazoa; Porifera; Demospongiae; Suberitida; Halichondriidae. Gene Ontology annotation, molecular function: N-acetyltransferase activity. The transcript has 6 exons. The coding region runs from base 34 to 687 and encodes 217 amino acids. The record is from RefSeq and is a predicted model, not a curated record.